UUUCCACCUCAAUGUUACCGCCCUUAAAUUACAACACCGCGUGACUAUUACAGCCCACGUUACGGUUAUAACAAUCGCAGCUCACAUUACGGUGAUGAAAUCAACUUUUGUCAUUGAAAUUCAAACUGGCUGAUGACUGGCAUUCAUUACUUUUGCUUAGAAACUCUUUCGUUAGCUGUGAGAAUUUGAUGCCUUUUCUUCAUUAAAAAAGGAGCAAGAUGUCUGUGUCUGUUGUCUUGAAAAAUGUCUGUCAAAGAACUGGAGAAGUACCUCACUGGGAGGAAAGUACUAAAUCCUUGCUGUUUCUUGAUCUUGAACCUGGAGGUAUACACAAGUGGAAUUCCAUAGACAACACUCACACCAAGUUUGAAGCUGGUGGAAAUAUAGGCUUCAUCGUCCCUCGAGAAUCUGGAGGUUACAUCGUAUCCUAUUUCGCCCAAAUUGCUGAGUUUGAUUGGGAGAGUCGACAGGUGAAACCAUUCAUCACAGUAGAAUCAGAUAAACCUGGGAAUCGAUUCAACGAUGGUAAAUGCGACAGUUUUGGCCGACUGUGGACAGGUACAACCGCAGAAUACAAGGGUAUAUUAGAGGUGACUGAAGCUGGACAUUUGUAUAAAAUUGAUAAAGAUCUCUCAAUCCAUGCUGUCAGAGACAAGAUCAAUAUAUCUAAUGGCAUGGCAUGGACAUCAGAUGACAAAACCAUGUUCUACACCCAUUCUCUUCCAAGAAAAGUAUUUUCUUAUGACUAUGACAUAACCACAGGGGAGAUCUCCAGAAAACAAGUGGUUUUUGAUUUUGAAGGUAAAGAAUUCCUCGACUCUGGAAUUCCAGAUGGAAUGACAAUUGAUGUGAAUGACAAGAUAUGGCUGGCUUGCUUCUCCACCAGCCAAAUACUCCAGAUUGACCCAGAAACAGGCAAAAUUCUCAAAUCGGUCAAGUUUCCUGCAAGUCAAAUCACUUCCUGUUGCUUUGGAGGUCCAAACUAUGAUGAACUCUUUGUGACCUCAAGUGCUGACGAGUUAACAGAAAAACAGUUGCAAAAUGAAGAGAAACUUGCUGGAAGUGUGUUCAAGGUUACUGAAUUGGGGGCCAAGGGUAAAGCAGCUGCUGUCUUUCAGGGAUAGUCUACACCUCUCUCCAAGUAUAUAUGGUGAUUUAAAGAUUACAGGCAUUAUAAUUGUUUUGUGAAACAAAAACACAAUAAACAAAAGUAAGUUUGAGA
Messenger RNA from Octopus sinensis (East Asian common octopus), 1222 nucleotides. RefSeq names its product regucalcin-like. The transcript has 6 exons. The coding region runs from base 219 to 1124 and encodes 301 amino acids. Gene Ontology annotation, molecular function: gluconolactonase activity; enzyme regulator activity; calcium ion binding. Gene Ontology annotation, biological process: L-ascorbic acid biosynthetic process. The record is from RefSeq and is a predicted model, not a curated record. NCBI's taxonomy places the organism in Eukaryota, Metazoa, Mollusca, Cephalopoda, Octopoda, Octopodidae.